UAAAGGAACAUAUUAGUACCUAAAGUGUAUCCUUUUGAAAGGGUGUCAAAUAAAAGACAAAUUAGUUCAUGAUUAAUAUAAAGCUGGGGUGUAUUUUUAUAUCCAUCGAAGUUCACAGUGACUAAAGGACAGCUAAGCAGGUUUGGUUGCCAUGAUGUCCAACUCCAUGGUAACAGCCAGCAGAUCUUUCUCCCCCAUCACUUAAAAGACAGUAAUUACUUCCACAUGGAGUCUCCAGCUCUGUGCACAUCGGUCACUCACAGAAGUGCCCCAAAGAACAAGGGGCACAAUCAAGUGGCUCACAUUGAUGCUCAGUAUUUAAAGCUUGAACCACAGGCGCAACAAAACUAUGAUGUUCGUUAUAGGUUGCCAAAUUGAUAUUCAAACGCAUUCACUCCUCACCCGUUGAUCCAUAAUGCAACAGCACAAGGGCCUUGAAAUGGAAAUUAAACUCAUUGUGCUUUUGGGGUGGAGUGGCAUCGCCUUGUCGUCCAAUUAGGGGAUGUGAAUAGACACAAUGCGUCCACACUAAAGCCAUCAUCUUUAUGAUUAGCUUUACAAUGGUUAAAAAACCGACAUACAGUUUAAACGUGAUGCUGCUCUCGUGGGUUAAACCGCACAGAUCAUCUUCACAGCUGUGGGUGUUGCAUGUCGCGGGUUGCUUUGCGCCAGAAUUAGUGCUAUGUCCUCUUUUUCUUAAGCAAAAAGCAUAACGGUCUGUUUAAAAGCAGAAGUGGCUUUGCACAAUGUUCACGAUGGAGAUUAUUAUCAUAAAACCAUUAAUUGUGUUCCUAUAAAGCAACUGGUGUCAGCCCCAUGUGUGCCAGGAACAUGAUCUAGGAGGCUAGGAAACUUGCUUGUGUAUGUCUCUCACAAACUCCCAGCGUUAAGCUGAUAAUUGGUCAUUAUUUUAAACCGGAGGCUUCGAUGCACCCUGCAUUCCCUCCUACCAGUUACCUCCUGCCUAGUCGAUGACUCUUUCCUCUGUGAUGUGUGCUGCUGCUUCCCAGUGUGCUGUGUUGUUUGUGGGUGGAUGUGGGGCUCCUCUUCCUGAAGGCUUGGGUUGUGUGUAGUACAUCUGUGUGUGUGUGUGGGGGAGGCUGUCUCACCUGUCCAUCUCUUGGACUUUCUCUGUCAGUUCACUGUGUGGGGACGGUCAGGGAAGGAGCCGGGGAGCUAAAUUCUAAGGUCGUAUGAUAUCUUUUUAGUUUUUGUUGUUGGAUAUUGACUAAAAACUGGACAUAAACGCAGAGUUAAGCUUUAGAACUUAGUGUUUAGGGAGGUUUUGUAUGUGUUUGCACUGUAUGUGGACAUUUAGCAGUUUGGACCAGUUGUUGUACUGUUAUGAAUAUUUAUCUUUUUACAUGCAUAAAGCUUUGUGUAAUGUAAAUCUGUUUAAACGUAGCAGACAUAAGCAAAUGAUGUAUAUAUAUGUAUGUAUAUGUAUAUAUAUGUAUACACAAACUCAGACUCUUGGUUUAAGAGCAUAUUUUGGUACUAAAUGAACCCACUUCACUAAUUACAUACCAUUGCUAGAGAUGACCCGGACAGUAAUUCGUUUUGGUUGAGUGUCACUUCCUUAUUCUGCCUGGAGAGCAAGAACAGUUGUUUUUAACACAGAAGUGUUUAGUAUGGACACAAUAUCUUUUUAAUGCAAUUUGCAAUGAUCUUUUUUCAGUUAAUUGUUUGUACUGUUAUGUUUGUACUGUCACCUCCUCUGUAGUACAAUACCGUGUUUACUGUAAAUAUUGCUGCUACAAAAUACUUAGCACCAAUAGCAUCAUUCCUUACCCUGAGAGUUGUGUCUAGGUCAAAUCAGACUCUAAAUGAGAUAGACUGGUUACAUUGCUAUAAUUAGUCCAGGCAGUCACUACUGAAGGGUCAGAAAGCCCUUAUAAUCUGCCCUGGACAUCCCCGUGUUGAUAAUCAGGACGUUCAUGAGCUGAGCAGAGCCUCAUUUCCUUGAGUGCCUUUCACUUCAUUAUGACAUGAUGUCAUCACCCGUGAACUCACAAUGCACCUUUGUAAUCAACUGGCUUUGCUAGUAUUAACGCGAUUUGGAAGGCAAAUAGUCCUGGUGUAAACCCCAGGAAAAUCUGUGCUACGACAGGCGGAGUUAGCUUUCCAAAUUCAUAAUAAUGUUAAUCACCAGUCUAAACUCAUGUCUAGACGACCCUCCUAAAAGGAGAAAUAUACGUAAUGUUGUGAUGUUGUGGAGUCCCAUCAGGGUUUUCAACCAAAAGGACAUACUUGGUAGAUCAGAUCUACUAAUCUCUUGUGAAGUCUGAUGUCGAUGAGGUUAUUUUGUGUUUUCUUAAUAUAAUUGCCUAUUAUUCGACCAUUUCGGGAAGCACUGGCAUGUGUUAGUUUAAACUAGAUAAUCUCCAUUUUAAGGAUUAGGUUUAAAUCUUGGUCAAUGGAGGUCAAUGUAACAAGCUUUCAGCAGUUUUAGAACUUAGUGCUAAAAUGGUUAAUCUAUGCUGACCAGCUGCGUUUUCAAUCAACAGCCUCAGGGGGAACUUUAGAAAAAGAACUGUAUUAUUCCAGCCACCAUGGACACUUUUUUCCGCCGCCAUUUUAAGAGGAAGGAAGCAGGAGAAGACAUUCAUGAUGGCCAUGUACCUGAACCCUGUCGACACAGGAGGCCAAGCAUUGCAGUGCCAGCCAGCCGUGCCCGUCGACGUUCCAGUGUAGGUCUUGCAUCCACCGCGUUGACCCAGCGACGCCGAUCCAGUGUCCAACUUCAGGCUUUACCUCGAAUCACUAGUAUUCAACCGGUUCAGAAAAGUAGUGGUAGACGGCGCUCCAGCACCACCACCCCGAAAGCCAAUCCUCGCUUUGCCGUACACCGGAAGAAAGUGAGCAAGCUCCGCAAUAUAGACACACACCUCUUAGGUCCAUCCAUGCUGCUGGCCAGCUUAAUUCAGAUGACGAAAGAGGAGGAAGAGGAUGAGGAGAGCCGAAGUCCAUUGCCAGGGCAAGUGGAACUCAAGGGGUGCAGCACGAAGUUCAGGAGCCACACAGAUGUGCUUCUUUCAGAAGGUGACAGCGACAGUGAUAGCGAGGACUCCAGCGGCCACUCGGAUGAGAGUCAUCACUCAGGGCUGCCCAAGGAGUUCCUAGAGGAGGCAGAUUUGUCAGACUGGGAGAUCAAAGAGUCUGCUGUUUUAUGCCAGCAGGAUAAAUGCUUUCCUCUGGCCGUGGUGGCAGAGCGUGUCCAGGCCCACCCGCUGAUCCGAGUUCCCCGCUGCCUCCGGAGGAACUCGUCACAUUAUGGCUACGCGGAGCCGGGACCGCACGGCCGCUACUACCGUAGCAGCCAGAGGAGGCGCCGUCGACGGGUCUCCACCAUCUCAAAAGCGGGAAGCCCCUGGCCAGGAAGAGGCCUGCCGCUUCCUAACCGAAGAAGCUCUACCUGCUUCAGGGCUCAUGCGACUCUCAAUCCUCUCCUGGGAGCUUAUUACGAUCCCAGGCUGGAGUCUUGGAGUGGAUUCUUGUCGAAAGCCAUUGCCAAGGCUGGUGUGCAGGACAAUGCUGCCCAAUCUGGCACCAUAAUACCAGCCAAAUGUGAACCCAUCAAAGAGAUCUGCAGCACCGUGGAUUGGACUGAAAAUGCCCAGUUUGGUCAACACGUGUGGUUUGAGACCAGUCCGUCUGGAGACUUCUGUUACGUUGGAGAGACGUAUUGUUUUGCAAAGUCACUGCAAAAAUCUCUUCCUCGCCACAAAUGUGCAUCCUGCAAAAUAGCAGUUCACACUGUAUGCAUGGAUCAGCUGGAGAAGAUUAACUUCAGAUGUAAGCCAUCAUUUAAAGAUCCAGGGAUGAGAAAUGUCCGAGAGACUCCAAACAUGAGACAUCACUGGGUCCAUAGGAGACGACAAGAUGGAAAAUGCCGGCAGUGUGGAAAGGGUUUCCAGCAGAAAUUCUCCUUCCACAGUAAAGAUAUUGUGGCCAUCAGCUGCUCUUGGUGUAAGCAAGCAUACCACAACAAGGUGACCUGCUUCAUGCUGCAGAAAAUCGAAGAGACGUGUUCCCUCGGAGCUCACGCGGCUGUGAUCAUCCCUCCAACCUGGAUCAUCAGAGUCCGCAGACAGCAGGCAUCACUGAAGAGCAGUAAAAGAAAGAAGAAAACAUCUCUGAAGGCCAAACCCUGCAAGAAAGCCACAGAGGACAGCAAAUGGAAGCACUUUAUUGUGCGAGCGAUUCCUUCCCAGCUCAUGAAGCCUCUGCUGGUGUUUGUCAAUCCGAAGAGUGGCGGAAACCAGGGAACUAAAAUUAUCCGCUCUUUCAUGUGGUACCUGAACCCCCGGCAAGUGUUCGACCUCACUCAGGGAGGUCCGAGAGAGGGGUUAGAAAUGUACAGCAAAGUGCCCAACCUGCGUAUCCUAGUUUGUGGCGGUGACGGAACGGUUGGGUGGAUUCUCUCAGUCCUGGAUGAGCUCCAGUUGAACCCUCAACCCGCUGUGGCCGUGCUUCCCCUCGGGACAGGAAAUGACCUGGCCAGGACUCUCAACUGGGGCGGGGGCUACACGGAUGAACCGGUGUCCAAGAUCUUGUCCCAUGUAGAAGACGGCAACAUCGUCCAGCUGGACCGAUGGAACCUGAGCGUGGAGCCCAAUUUGGAGGCCAGCGAGGAGGAGAGAGACGAACACCAGACCGACAAGCUUCCCAUUGACGUCUUCAACAAUUACUUCAGCCUCGGAUUUGAUGCACACGUGACCUUAGAGUUUCAUGAAUCCCGAGAGGCUAAACCAGAACGGUUCAAUAGUCGACUUCGCAAUAAAAUGUUUUAUGCAGGGACAGCCUUCUCAGACUUUUUGAUGCGCAGCUCCAAAGAUCUGUCCAAACACAUCAGGGUUGUGUGUGAUGGUACUGAUCUAACUAGUAAAGUGCAGGAUAUGAAACUGCAGUGCCUCCUGUUCCUCAACAUCCCCAGAUAUUGCGCUGGUACGAUGCCAUGGGGGAACCCAAGUGAGCACAAUGACUUUGGGCCACAGAAACAUGACGAUGGGCUCAUUGAGGUUAUUGGCUUCACCAUGACCUCUCUGGCGACGCUGCAGGUUGGAGGACAUGGCGAGAGGCUUCAUCAGUGUCAAGAGGUGACCCUGACAACCUUUAAGCCCAUUCCUGUGCAGGUGGAUGGAGAACCCUGUCGACUGGCUCCAUCCGUCAUACACAUCACCCUCAGGAACCAGGCCAACAUGCUGCAGAAGACCAAGAGAAGAAUCUCUCUACCACAACUAUAUGAUCAGCUGCCCAUCACAGAGAAAAUGCAGAUCCAGGUGAACCGUAUCAGCAUGCAUGAUUAUGAAGCUCUUCAUUAUGAUAAGGAGCAGCUCAGGGAGGCCUCGAUUCCUAUGGGGAUAAUUACAGUUCCCGGGAACAGUGAUUUGGAGACGUGCCGGUUGCAUAUCGAGAGGCUACAUGAGGAGGGGGAUGGUGUGAAUACAGACACACUGCACAUGCCAAAGCUUUCACCAAAAUGGUGCUUCCUGGAUUCUACUACAGCAGACCGUUUCUACAGAAUAGACCGUGGUCAGGAGCAUCUAAACUAUGUGACGGAGAUCUCUCAGGAUGAGCUUUUCAUCUUGGACCCGGAGCUGGUCACCAAGGAGACGGUGGGCACAUCGCCCGGAAUGCCGGGGGCGAUGGAAAGUGUUGGGGGAUGUUCCAAUAGCACAGACCAGUUUGCUUUUCCUGCCUGCUCUGCCGGACCUUCUCCACUGUGCAGGUUAGAUUCGGGCUGGAAUGACAGCGAUCAAGAAUCAAUCGGUUUGCUCUUAGAUGCCGUAAAGUCUGGCAACCUCGAAAAGCUGGUUCAGAUGCAUGAAGGCGGGGCAAACCUGUUGGUCCAGGACCGUUUUGGCUGCACCCUCCUCCAUCAUGCAGUGGUUUUAGGCAGUAAAGAGAUUGUGAAGUAUAUCAUUGAUAACGCUCCGGCUUGCAUCCUUGAUGUGACCGAGAAAUCAACAGGGGAGACGGCCCUGCAUAAGGCAGCUGCGUUGUGCCAGAGAACAAUCUGCUAUUACCUGGUGGAGGCCGGAGCAUCCCUCAUGAAGACAGAUCUACAGGGUGAAACUUCAAAGAUAUAUGCCGAAAGAGCUCGAGACGUGGAGUUGGCCGCUUACUUGGAAAACCGACAACACCACCAGAUGAUCCAGAGGGAGGACCAUGAGACGGCUGUGUGACCGGCCUCCGCAUCCAUCCUUUCCAUCCGAGUCUUAUCUGCUCUCUCCCGUGGCCGGUUUAUCUGGUGCGGCCACACGUUAGUGAUGCUAUGAGGCAGCAUGGGUGCGGAAAUUAGUUUGUUGCUCUCUGUAUUGAUUGUAAUGCCAAAAAGACAGUGUUUGUGUCAUGUUUCAGAAUGCAUGAGUUUGCUACGUCACGUCCAGCUUUCAGGGCUCCGCUCCUUACGACCCAAUGUGCAAAACGUUGGAUAUUUCAGGGCUGAAAUACCACGUAUGAAAGUGGCUUUUACUAUAACUACUAUAAAGAAAACCAGACAAACCUCAUGAGAGAUUAACAGGAGAGGUUUUUGCUGCUUCUGAUUAUGUAAUAUUAAUGUUUGAAUUCUAGAUUGCAUAUCUAAUAGUUUUACAGAUUUGAUGUAACCAUAGAGGCUUCCUUUAGCUUGGCUUCCAAUUCACGUGUUUGUUCUGAUUGGAGAUAGACGUUGUUUUCAUAGCCUCCUGCGUUUAAGAAUGCUUCCUCAGCUGUUGCUUACGGCCAGUUUCUCUCUUUGUGGUAAAUGCUUGAAUUUCAUAAAAACAUUCCAUUAAUUACAACCUUAGCAUUAAACCAGUUCUCUAUUCAAAAUAUAUUAUAAACGGUAAUCAUUUCUUAGUUAGUAGAUUUGCCUAUGACCAUACAUUUUUGCCUAAAUAAAUGAAGUUUCCUUCAGGGAUGUGUUCAUAUCUCUUAGCAUAGAUUGCUUGCACUGACUGCUUUUAAAAUGAAAAUUUAAGGUUCUUUACAGAAUUACAGAAGUCAUGCAGCAAUGCGAACCUGUUGGUUUUGGUUUCCGGCCAAAUCGAGCAUGUUAAGUACACGUUUUAGAUGUUUUUAGAUGAGAUAUCACAUUUUCAGUGACAAAUGGCUGGGUAACAGACUUACCCAUUUAUUUACAUAUAUUUAUAUCAUCGUCUGCGGUUUCAAUUCUUGUAUAUUCAACCAGGUCACUUUAUGUUACUUGUACAAUUGACUAAAUGCUCGAAUAAUAAACGAGACAGAAAACUGGUCUUUUUUUUUUUUUUUUACAAGUUGCCAUAGUGUGUUUGUGGUGAGCUGUCAUUAUGAUAGAAUAUGUAUUUUGUCAGUGCUUUGUAUGAGUUGCUAUGCAAUUCCAAAUAGAUGAUACGUGUAUAUAAUCCGUCAAACAUUUUAAAAAUGUGUAAACAGUAUGUUCUGAUAUAAAGGUCUUUCAUUUGUAUGUGAUAUAAACUUAGAUAAUGCUUUAUUUAUAAGAGUAGAUAAGACUUUUGUUAGAGGAGGAGUCAUAUAUUUGUUCUCGGGGUUGGAUUGUUACUGUCUACUUGGGAGAAAAGAAAUAAAGACUUUAAAAAACAAGUAUUUGUUAUUGGAAUAUCUACUUUGAUUAUAAGGUUGAAUUGACUGAGAUCAGUGAUGUAGUAAGUGGUGAAUGCAUACGUCGUCAUCAUUAUUUUUCUCUUAUUGCGCAGCAACGGCUUGGUAAACUGUGUGUAAUGUUGAACUCUGCCUCUUCCUAGGAGGUCUUUAUGUCUGAAUGAGUUACCGGCUAUGAUGGAUGUGUUGACAAUUGUGAGUCAUCUAUCAUUUCGGAGAUAAGCCUAUAGUUUUCUCUCUCCUGCUCUAGCUCCUGGAGAAUAGGGAAAGCACGUAAAUGUUUUUUAAAAUUAGUUUAACCUCAGCUUAACCUCAGCUUAUUUUAAAUUUGGUAGAUAGAAUGUUAAGUCAAAAAAACUUUUCACACAAAUUCAUCUGAAC
Carassius auratus (goldfish) is the source of this 7965-nucleotide messenger RNA. It is a transcript of the gene dgkzb, whose product is annotated as diacylglycerol kinase, zeta b. Gene Ontology annotation, biological process: phospholipase C-activating G protein-coupled receptor signaling pathway. Gene Ontology annotation, cellular component: plasma membrane; glutamatergic synapse. Lineage: Eukaryota; Metazoa; Chordata; Actinopteri; Cypriniformes; Cyprinidae. The record is from RefSeq and is a predicted model, not a curated record. The coding region runs from base 2553 to 6188 and encodes 1211 amino acids. Gene Ontology annotation, molecular function: protein binding; ATP-dependent diacylglycerol kinase activity. The transcript is spliced from 31 exons.